Molecule: messenger RNA, 214 nt
Organism: Drosophila simulans
Lineage: Eukaryota; Metazoa; Arthropoda; Insecta; Diptera; Drosophilidae
Exons: 1
Coding region: 17-139 (40 amino acids)
Source: RefSeq, a predicted model, not a curated record
CAUUAAAGUUACCAAAAUGAAGGUGAAGAUCUGCGCACUGUUCUUCUUUUUGCUCUCCAUCCUGGCUGCCAUCCAGGCCAACAGUUCUCCGGAGACCAGUGCAAUCACUGACGAGAACCUGAAGAAGGCUGCAGGAUAAUUUAUAAUUUGAUGAAAGCUACUUGAAUACUGGAAUACAAUCGAUGUUGAAUAAAUAUUCUAUUUAGCAGCACAA